AUAACGUUUAGGGCAAUGGGGACGAGUCUUAUUCUGAGCGUUGUUUUCAACUUCAUCGUCUGCAAACUUAAUCUCACCACUGGUGUCAUACCUUCGUUUAAUGUUUCCGCGGGUUUGUUGGGUUAUGCUCUCGUGAAGUCGUGGACAACUCUUCUUGAAAAGUUUGGGAUGUUGAAACACCCCUUUACCAGGCAAGAGAAUACUGUCAUCCAAACAUGUAUCGUUGCAUCCUCAGGAAUUGCCUUCAGCAGCGGAACUGCAAGCUAUUUAAUGGCAAUGAGUCCAAGGGUAGCUGCUGAGGCAGAUGGCGGGAACACCCCUGAAAAUGUGAAGGCUCUUCAUCUCGGUUGGAUGACUGCAUUCCUCUUUGCUGUCAGUUUCGUGGGUCUGUUCUGUAUUGUGCCCCUCAGAAAGAUGAUGAUUUUGAAGUACAAGUUGACGUACCCAAGUGGAACUGCAACUGCAUACCUUAUAAACAGUUUCCACACACCUAAAGGAGCCAAGCUGGCCAAGAAACAAGUUGCUGUGCUGUUCAAGAGCUUCGGCUUCAGCUUUGUCUUUGCAUUUUUCCAGUGGUUUUUCACCGGAGGUGAUUCUUGUGGUUUCUCUAGUUUCCCUACAUUUGGUCUUCAAGCUUUUAAACAAAAGUUCUUUUUUGAUUUCUCGUCAACAUAUGUUGGUGUUGGAAUGAUUUGCCCUUACAUUGUUAAUGUCUCAUUGCUUUUGGGAGCUGUAAUCUCAUGGGGAAUCAUGUGGCCCAUCAUUGAGACCAAGAAAGGUAUCUGGUAUAGUGCGGAGCUAUCUGCAAGUAGUCUCCAUGGCAUUCAAGGUUAUAGGGUUUUUAUUGCUAUUGCCAUGAUGCUUGGCGAUGGUCUUUACCAUGUUGUUUCCAUGCUAAUCACUACCUUGCUUAGUCUUCUCAAGCAGCACAAUUCAAGGAACAACUCCGUUUCUACAUCUUCUAUUCACGAGCAGAUAACUGAGAUAGUAGAAGAAGACUAUGACACUAAGAGGCGAACUGAGUUUUUCUUAAAAGAUCAGAUCCCCAAUUGGGCAGCUUGCACUGGCUAUGUUAUCCUUGUAGCCUUAGCCAUGAUUUGUGUACCCCUCAUCUUCAAUCCAUUGAAAUGGUAUCACAUUCUUGUGGCUUUUGUAGUUGCCCCUGUUUUGGCCUUCUGCAAUGCCUAUGGCUGUGGUCUCACCGAUUGGUCUCUUGCCUCCAACUAUGGCAAAAUAGCUAUCAUCAUUUUCAGCUCUUGGGUUGGUCUCCACAAUGGAGGGAUUGUCGCUGGCCUUGCUGCUUGUGGUGUGAUGAUGAGCACUGUUGCGACUGCAUCAGAUCUGAUGCAGGACUUCAAGACAGGAUAUCUCACCCUCUCAUCUCCUCGCGCUAUGUUCGUCAGCCAAGUCAUUGGCACGACAAUGGGAUGCAUUAUAACACCUCUGGUUUUUUGGUUCUUCUACCAGGCUUACCCAAUAGGCGAUCCUAAGGGCACUUAUCCAGCUCCCUAUGCGCAACUGUAUCGCGGGAUUGCCAUCCUUGGAGUAGAAGGUGUCUCCACCCUUCCAAAAAACUGCCUCAAACUUUCGAUUGCGUUUUUCAUUGCUGCUAUUGCUGUAAACAUAGUUUGUCAUGUGCUGCGGAGGUAUGAGACCAAGUACAAGAUUUAUAGGUUUAUUCCGAGCCCAAUGUGCAUGGCCAUUCCAUUCUAUCUUGGUGGUUACUUUGCCAUAGACAUGUGUAUUGGUAGUUUGAUUCUUUUCUUGUGGACGUUGAAGAACAAGCGAAUGGCUGAUGACUACGUGCCUGCAGUGGCAUCAGGCCUCAUCUGUGGUGAAUCUUUGUGGGGUGUACCGGCUGCAGUGCUCUCUCUUGUCAACCUCAAUGCUCCCAUUUGUAUGAAGUUCCUUUCUGCCAAAUCCAAUGCUAGGGUUGAUAGUUUUCUAAAUGGGAGCUAG
This is a messenger RNA of Pistacia vera, 1959 nucleotides long. Its product is annotated as probable metal-nicotianamine transporter YSL7. Gene Ontology annotation, molecular function: oligopeptide transmembrane transporter activity. Gene Ontology annotation, cellular component: membrane. Lineage: Eukaryota; Viridiplantae; Streptophyta; Magnoliopsida; Sapindales; Anacardiaceae. The coding region runs from base 16 to 1959 and encodes 647 amino acids. The transcript is spliced from 6 exons. The record is from RefSeq and is a predicted model, not a curated record.